UCUUCUUUAUUAAGGCGUCCAAAAGAUCAAUGUGCGUGUAGUGGUGAAGUAGAAAAUCGCGCACGCUGUGAUGAGCUGACCAAAAAUCUACUGUAGGAAUAGGUCCCAAGAGAUUUUGUCGGGCACAGAAAAAAGUAACCGGCACGUUAGAAAGUGGACAAGAUACCCUUGAAUGCUGUGAAAAAUCAACGUAAGGAGAAAGGUAAAAACUGUGUUAAGCGCACGCGUUUGAAACGAAAACACGGUCUUGAGAGACCUGCCAUUAAUGUUACGGCUUACAGGCAUCGAAGUCUGCUUGAGAUCGAUCAUUACUGUAGUAGUGACGUUGAAACGAUUCUCCAAUAGAAUAAUUCUGCUCUUUCAUCCGAAGUUCGGUGAAUCAUUUGGUGAGAGCUCAAUAACGGCUGUGGUGCACUCAAGGCGGAUUUAAACAAUCAACUAAAUGAUCUAAACGCUUGUGGAUAAAGUGAGUGUGGUUAAUAUUGUCGAAUACCGUUGAAAACUUUACGCCUCUUAAUGCACGAAGGAUCAUACUGAGUAACUCAAAGAGGAAACUAGAUUUUUCUUUCGAGGAUGUGAAACGAUCACACAUCAGCAUUGAGUUAGAGUGAUGUUUAAUGAUCUGAGCGCCUUCAUACAUGAGGAUGAUCCAGAAGGAUUUUGAAGAGCUCUAUGGGGCCCCUCUGCGACUGGACGCCGGGUCUCCCCCUGAUUAUGCUGACAGACAGCUAUAUGGCAUUAAUUUUAAAAGUUCGUACGUGGGCGAUCCACACGGCAACGACCCCAUUUGUGCAGUGGAAACAGCCACUGCGGAUCAGACAGCCGCGCAUUUUGCUCCUCACCGUGAGGUGUUGCCUGCUGGAGAAGGCCACGCGGCCGCGAGCCCACUGCACGGUCCUCAACCUGUAUCUUCAAGGCAUCCGCCCGAACGACUGGCCGAACAAGUGCCAAACCAUGUAGGCAUUAUUCCUUUAACUAGUCCACCGUACCACUCGUUACAAUCCAUCCAAAGCCUUCCUCACCUCCAUGAACCGUAUCACGCACCUACAGUGGCAACCAUUGUCUCCAAUGGCGAUGUCUACUCCCAGCUUAAUUCCGACACACGUUCAGGCGUUCUCACGGACUAUCCUGGGGCAGCUUAUGACGCUUCAUAUUAUGAGAAUUCCCCGUACACUGACAUGGUUAGCCCGCCACCGAUUACUUCGCAUUCUGAUGUUAAGCCUACCGAAGAGGAGCUCUGGCAUUUCCGUCAAAGGAAGGAAAAUACUCAGCCGUACGUUUCCAGUUGUUGUGGGCCGUAUGACAGCCCAACACAGAUAAUGAUGACUACAAAUGCCGGCGGGCUUGUAGCUGGUUCGGAUUUCGAGCCGCAGCCAAGCACUAGUCAUGACAAUACCAUCGCCCCCCUAGCAACACCAACCGAGGACCGACGGGAGUCCCCGCAGGGUCCAACGAAAGCUGGACGGCCGACGCGGAUAAAGCGCGAACCGUUAUGCAGUGAAAGCAGUGUGGGCAGAACCGCCCCUGAUGAUCUGGCACGCCGUCUUCGAAGGCGGGAACGAAACAAGGUCGCUGCAGCCAAAUGCCGAAGCAAAAAGAAACGGCAACAGGAGCAGUUAACUAAGGACCAUAUCUAUACCCGUCACCAGAACGAGGCGUUGCAGCGUGAAGUAGCCAAUCUGAAGGCCAAAGUGCAGGAACUCCGUGACCAGUUGACAAACCACAAUUGCUGUUUGAUCGGAGACGGUCAAACAUCUAUCCCGGCCUCCGUUCCUGUCUCAACGCCUCCAGUAGCGCCCAUGGCCAGCGCGGCCGUAUCAACCCCAACUUCCCUCGGUUAUUCAACAGGGAUUGGGAACGCAGCUGGCAGAAAUGACAUGCUUCAUCAGCAUCCGACACAAGAGCAGAUGGCGGGACGGAACAACUUCUCGACGCAAAAUACAAACCAACAUCAUCCUCAGCAGAGUCCGCAGUCUCAACAGCUGCAGCCCGACAGACAAGUCUGGCCAGUACACGACAAUCCUUGGGGAGGAUCGAUGAUGGGUUAACAGUACGCCUACCACCGGUCUUCGAAAGUCAGUGACUGCCUGAAUACAACAAAUUUGCAAACAAUAAUAAUCUCGAAAAAUGCAUUAGUCAGCAAGAACGGCUUCGGCACCAACAGCAGGACUCUCUUUCUCACAUCAGUUCUGCUCACAAUCGCGUAGCUCUGGAUGCUGCAAGCACGGAACAAUAUACCAUCUGUACACCUGUCAUAUACAACACAGUUGUUCGUCAAAACUAAUUAUUUAAUUUGUGUCUGGAGAACGAAUGUGGCAUUGCAUAGCCUAACAUCAAGCUUUAAUUGAUCAGAUGGCAAAUGAUUAAUGAAAACCCAUAGGCCGCUAACAUGACGUGGUCACAACAUAGCACAGUCGCUGUCGACAUUGUGAUCAGCUGUAAAUCAAACUCUGACUUUGAAAUUGAUCACUGAACUACUGAUUAUUAUCAGCGCUAGAGUCUAUGAAGAUUCUACUGAAGCAUGAUGUCAGGCGGACAUGGUUACUACUAAUGUUUUUCAAUACAAUGGAAGAACUCUGAUCUUAGAUUAGCUUGCACUCGAAGAACACACAACAUGACUCGAACAUAAAUGGGCUCAUAUAAAAACGUAGAAGUCGUAAUAUAUGCUUAACCAGAACCUGUAUAGGCAGCGUAGCUUCUGCAAGGGCGCCGCAUCGAUUUCCUACGGUGCCGAAAACGAUCGACUUGUUAUGGGUGAUAAACAUGUUUCUAAUAAAGGGAAAACACCAAAAAAACAGUAUAUAGACUUACGACGAGCGCAUUUUUGCGUGAUAAGUUUACGCGCGUGAUAAGGUAAGCAUAUGUGGAAAAACAACUUAACCUCUUCUGUUUUAUCGUGUCGCCGGCCAUGUGUCUGCUGCUUCAUUUUGCAAUGUAGAUUGGACGCACAGGACAGGUGCCCAGAUAAUGACCACCGUAAUAGAUAAGCAGAAAAAUUGUUUUGUUUACUUUAAAUUUUUUGCUUGUUACUGUUAUGGUUAUAAUUUUGAUCACCUUUGUUAUUGUUUGUUGUUAGUGUUUAACUAUUUUAUUUGUAAAUAUGGUUGCCACAAAAAAAAGAUGUCAACUGGAGUACAAUCUCAACAAGGAUGGAGGAAGUCACAGCGACUUCAGCCAGUCGUAACCUGUUCAAUACGUGUACCCAUAAUCCAAGAAUAUUGUUUAACACAUCUACGGGCAAAUAAUUUGCUAGGUGAAAAGGAACUUCAAGUUUAUGAAAUCAAUAAAGCAGCUAAAAAAGUAGGGGUCAAAUCAGUACACCUUCUGAUUGGAUUCAGGACAAGGAAAGAACAUACCUGGCAAUAGUAGGACGUAAAGCCAAGUGAAAGGGUCGAACACUUUUCGUUUCCGAUAGAACAUUUCAAUUUUGCUCAGAAUCGAUAAAAAAGAAAAGCAUGAUUUUAGAUAUUCUGUCUGGCAAGGAUUGGAUAGCGGCGAUUUCACUGUUGAACGAAUGAUGUUGUGUACAGAUCACACAUAUUUAGUCAUUUAUUUACCAUCUUAUUCUAUUAAUGUAUCAAUAUAGUUGUAUAUAGUUGUGUAAACAAUUACAUAGUGGUCGUUAAAGAAAUCUAUUAUAAACAAGGGGACGGUCAUGGAAAACAAAACAAGAAAAUAUUUCCUUCAACGUUGCGUCGUUACCUACAAAGUAUUUUCUAUUAUUCUAAAUUAUCAUGACCUUUAUCAAUCAUAGUAAUGAUCAGUCUGAUUACUAUCAUUAACGCAAGUGUUUGAUUAUUUUCAAGCUCAGUAGAGCAUCACUAUUACUUAUGAGCGCCAAUGAUUGAUUGAUCGAUCGAUGCAUGCAUACUGUGCUAUAUUCAGUUGUUGAGAAAUACGAAAAAUAAAUAUGGCAGAUUUCAAGUUUGAAUCAGGGAGAUGGUCAAGCGAGAUAGUUUUGUUUCUCUUAACUAUUGCACUCAACAUUCGGAGUCGUAUCAA
Molecule: messenger RNA, 4002 nt
Organism: Varroa destructor (honeybee mite)
Lineage: Eukaryota; Metazoa; Arthropoda; Arachnida; Mesostigmata; Varroidae
Biological process (GO): regulation of transcription by RNA polymerase II
Cellular component (GO): nucleus
Molecular function (GO): DNA-binding transcription factor activity, RNA polymerase II-specific; RNA polymerase II cis-regulatory region sequence-specific DNA binding
Source: RefSeq, a predicted model, not a curated record